GGAGAGGGAAAGAGAGAGAAAAAAUCCUGCUGACAUCAUCCAGCAUGACAGGGCUCUUCGAGCAGCAGCAGCCCCGUCCCCCCCCUCCCGCGCGGCACUAAUGCACUGGCUCUCGAGGACCGCUACAGCGCAGCCUCCAGCCACAUCUUGGGGCUGUGGGGGGAGGAGGGGGCAGGUCACAGAGCCCAUUCUGGGCUGCCGAGCGACCGACGCACUGUCCUCGCUGAUUAGCCGUGGGAUUCCUGCCUGGCCCGGAGAGCGAGAGCGCUGGCUGCAGCCGGAGACGUGCACGGGGCCUUCCCUCUGGAUGACAGAUCAUGCCUGGAGAAUCCGCCAAGGCUGAAGGGGCUCUGCUGCAGACGGACCCCGGCGGCCUGUGCCCGGCAGAGGCAGAUGGCUCUCGGAAUGCCUCCAGCACUUCCACCCCCAGUGGUGCCUCUUCACCCCUCUCCGCCCUGACUCCAGUGCAGGUCUCCCUGACAGCAGCCCCUGAUUGUACAAGCCCUGCUGCCAUGGACCCCACCCUCUGCAGCCCAGGAGCCCUGGCCUUCCUGCCGGCCAAGAAAGAGGACAGGCCCCAGCCAGAAGGAGCCAGCUGUGACAUGGCUGUUGGAAGCUCCCCCGCUGGCCUGGCCGCACUGAGCGAGUGUGGCCAGGUCCUGCUGGAAACACCUCCCAAAGCUUGUGCGGCCCCCAAAGGCUUCCAGGAAGCGCUGAGCGUGGAUAUGCUGGACACCAGGAUUGUGAUGGGGGAGGAGACCCAGUGCAGCCGUGACAAGACGGACGCAGGGGUGGAGCCGCACAGCUCUCUGCUGGACACCAAGGCUCCUGUGUCUGAGGCAGCCGUCACUGAAAGCCUCGUGGCUGAUGCCAGAGAGGAGUCAAGUGAGGAGGAAAAUCAGAUCCUAGAGAGCAGCUCCGAGGCUGCUGGGAAACUCUCUGCCCAGGCCACACCAGGGGAAUCUCCCUGCCCCAAACCCAGAGACAACAGGCAAGUGUGUCUCUAUCAGCCUCCUGGUCUGCUACCCUGGGAGCCCGAAGAGCCAAGCGUGACGAUAAAGGAGAAGUUGUUUUCUCAGGGUGAAAGCAUGGCUGACGUGCCUUCCCCAUCUCCCGUGCCUGCCAAAGACCCCCCCGAUGAGCUGGCCGAGGCAGGGCACUUGCAACCCCCACAGGUCAAACCAGUCCUGGAUCCAGACCUGUACUUCACAGCCCCAUCAACGCCCAUCAAAACAGUCUACUCCCACCUCAAGCACCUCCCCUACACCAAGGACAGCCUGAGCGAGGAGCAGAGCGAUAUGGACAAUGAAGGGCUGUGCUCCCCACCCACCUCUCCAUCAGGGUCCUACAUCACCGCCGAGGGGGGCAGCUGGGCCUCCUCAGGCACCUCCAGCACGUCCCCAUCUUGUUCUCCCAACCUGAUCGCUGAGUCGGAGACCAUAGAAGCCUCAACUGCUUAUGGGGAAUCCCUGUCGGAGCUGGAGCUUUCUGAGGAGCCGGCUCAAUAUGCCAGGAGCUCCUGUCUGUCUCCUGAGCUGCUGGAGGAGGAGGAAGGUGACCUGUCUUUGGACAGACUCUCCUCUGGAAACACGGCUCUGCCUUCAGUGCCGGCAGAGGAGGAAGGGAAUGGUCAGACCAUGCCAGAAGAGUGGGACUCUGAAAUUGCUACCUCUAUUGCAUGGGUCCCUCACACCACAGAGCUGGAGGAUCCAGGUGAGCUGCUGCCAGUUCAGGACAAGGACCUGCCCCAGCCAGGAGGAGACUCUGGGGAUGAAACAGAGCCACUGAAAAGCACUGUGGCCAGGCAGCUCCUUAAGGUGGAUGUCUUCACCUCUGACACAGCUGGUGCCAACCUGGGGGCCAUGGAUGCAGCAAAAGAGCCCCUGGAGUCCAGCCUGUUGUCCUGUUCCCCCAUCCCCUUGCCAGGCCUCCAGUCAGAGUCCAGCAGUGUGUCUGGGGCAAGCUGCUCAUCGGACACAGAGACACCCAGCAGCCUGCAGGCCGAGACCACCGGCUCCUCAGCAGAGCUCCCAUCAGACUUCACAGACAACGACCAGAUGAUCCCUGCCACGCUGCUGCCCUUUCACGGGAGCCUGAUCUUCGAGGCUGAGUCGCUGGAGAUAACACUGUUUCCCCAGGGCGAGUCCGUGGAGAACGUUGUCUAUGGGGCAGAGGAAGACGACAGCACCUCCGCCUCCUUCCUGCACUCUCUGUCGGAGAACUCCAUCAACGAGGGCGUGGAUGAGUCCUUCGUCUACCAAGAUGACACUUCCCAGUCCUCCAACUCCACCUCCUAUAACGGCGAGGCGGAUGAGCGGCUGUACAGCACCGAGCAAUAUGCUGUGGUGACCCCCUUGGCUCAGGAAGGGGAGAAGCCAGCUGUGGAGGACUCUGAGCCAGUAGCCUCCCGCUCAGGCAGCGAGAGCGAGAUGGAGACGUCAUCAGAUGCCUCUGACACCGAUGAGGAAUACACAGCUUUCUCAGCUCUGGACAUGGAGCUGGCUGCAGUCCCCCACACAGAAGUGGAGGUCGGGUUUGAGCCAGAGGGCAAUGUGGCUCACCAGGAUGAGCUGGAGGGAACCAUGGAGGAGGAAGAAGGGGAGGCAGAGAGGCAGCCACCAGCCCAAAGUGAGGGGAUGCCAAAAUUGGCAGCAAUCGCCGAACCCAAGGCAGCACCAGUGGGUGAACACAGCGACUCUGAAGACAGCCCAGGAAGCAGCAGUGUCUCGGCCACAGGCUGCAGCUGGAGCCCCUCUCUGAAACCAGACAGUACAACAUCCUCCGAGGAAUCUGCUCCAAGAGCCGAAUCUGACCGGGCGGGUGACUCUCCGGGGAAUACUGGCUCCUCCUCAGAGAGCUCCCUAGAGCACCAGUCCUCACUGUCGGACAUCCAGGAGGCCCUGGAGAAAGGACUCCCCAGUUCAGGAGAGUGCCUAAUUACCUGCUUUGAUACAGACGAGGAGAUGGAGGCCUUCCCUGGGCUGGAGGUAGUCUUGGAGAACACAGAGCCAAUAAGUCAGUCGGCUACUGCUGAAGUGUGUGGGGCACCAUGGAGAGGUGGGGAUGGGAGGGGAUCUGUGAUACCCUUGCCAUGGAAACAGAAGCCAGCUCCCACUGAGCUCGCUGAGCCUACUGCCAGGAAAGCCAGUGAUGCCUCUAUGUUUGAGAUAGGCACCAAGCUGAAGGAGUCUGAAGCGCAUCUCCUGGAGCUCCUAGACCAGGACAGCACUUCUCUGGGAGGGAGGAGGGAAGAUCACUUUGAGGCCCAACUGGGAGCCUCCGAUGACACCAGCUUGGAACAGCCUGAAGUGGCCAGAGCUGACAGUGAGCCAGCAGGAGAGUGCUUGAUCGCCUGCUUCUCCUCCUCUGAGGAGGAGCUGGAGGAGGCCGCCUCUCUCGAUCAAGUCAACAACAAUGAGGAACAAGGGGAGCUGUUCUUGGAAGCCAACCUGGAUUCCUUGCCCCCUCUGGGACAAAAUGACACACAGCCAAACGUGCUCACAGAAACAGCCAGCCACAACAAGCCCACAUUGGCUGUGGUGGUGGAUCAGCAACAGGAGCCCCCUCUCCCACCUGGGGAUGCAGAGUCCCAGAGCCUGGACCUCCAUGCGAUGCAGAAAGGCCUGCAGGAACUCCAGAGGAGGCUGGAUGGGAGCAGCCAGCUCUUCAGGCAGCAGGAGUGUGGGGAGCUGGACAUGAGCUCAGAGUCUGAGAUAGAGACCUAUGUGAAAAGGUAUUUCAGCACAACAGAGUUUUCACUGCUCCCUCAGGCCACAGCAACUCCAGAGAGCACUGAACCAACCUGGGGGCAAGAAGCUCUAGGCAAGGAGUUGGCCCUGGCAAACAGCAGCAUCCCUGAGCCAGUCUGGCUAUGCUCAGGGACAGAGACCAAAGACUCCAACUCAAGAGAACCUCAACUGGACAAGAGCAUCCCUGCCUCUCCUGGCAGCUGGAUGCCAGCAGAAAUGAACAGCAGAACAGACCAGAAUCAAGAGGAGCUCAAGGCAAGCACAGAAGAGAAGCAGCUCGCCACUGAGGCUGUAGAAUCUGACUUGGAGUCCAAGUUUGGUGUCUCACCUGUCACUGCGAUGGAAGAGAUCCAGCCAAAGGUGGCUGCUCAGGCUCUGGAGAGCCUGGGAGAACCUGUGGAAAUGGUAACUCCAGCUCCCUGUUCAGGCACAGUCAACUAUGACUUGCAGACCAGAUCUGCUGAGGGAGCCACUGAUGCAUCUGUAUCAGGAAGUGAGGCAUACAGCCAAACAGAUUCUGUCUUGGCUCAGGUUUUCCCCCUAGGAGACCAACUUGAAAUGGAAUCUCCCACUGUAGCUGCUCUAGGCCAAACCCUGCCCAAACCAGGGGCUCAAGCGCUCCAGGCCCCGCAUGUCUGCAGCUUGGAUCCAGAUGUGCCUGAGUUGAGGGACAGCAACAUGAAUCUACUGAAAACAGCUGGCUCAGAGUCUCCCUGGGAGCCUGAGCAUGGUGCUGGAGAGGAUCAAGACUUGUCUGUCUCAACAAGCUGCAGCGAGAACGUCAUGCUUAAGGGGGGAAUGGAGAACGCUGAUGCAGAAGAAAUGGCCAAGAAAACUGAAGACCAGCCCAACCAUGACAAGCUGCCUGGUGGGAAGGGGACCUCUAACCAAGAGCAGUGGGUGGAUAGUACCCAGCUUCCUCAGGAAGCAAAGGCUGCUGCAAAAGAUGAGCCAGCCACUCCACAGGAGAGCGAGAGUCUCGGCAGCAUGCUGGAAGAGGAAGCGCUUAUCUCUGAGGCUACAUCCGAAGAAGGGGUCUGCCUCACCGAUGAGGAGAGGGAGGCUGAGGCUCAGCCUGAAGAGAGUUGGCCAGGAACUCCCCUGCCCAAAGGAGAGAGGGAGGUGGAGCUGGCAGAAAGUGCAGAGGCAGCUUCCGAAGGCAGCUCUUCAUCAUUCAGUGAUGACCUGCCCAGUGGAGACUCACUGGAAGGCAGACAAACACCAGGCCGUGCAGCACUUGGUCUUGACGACAAGACCACCACUGCGGACUCUACAUGGGAGGAACUUGACAAGGCUGCUUCCUCCAGAGGAUCCUCCCCAGAGCCACCGGACACCACAUGGGCCUUCAUGCACACUGAUUCCAGCUUCUUCAUGCUCUCUGAGGAGAGCACAGGAGAGAUCACCAGGCUGGUUGAGUCAAAAUCCUCCCAGACAUGGAGAGAACUGGAUGCUCCAGAACAAGCGGUGAGCCAGUUGACAGAGCAGCAAGAGGGUGACAUUCCAACAGAGCUGAAGGAAGCAGUCCUACAACCAGAAUAUCUCCACAUGGGCAUCUGCAGCAGAGACUCUCCAUCACUGCUCGUGCACAGCCCCUCAGGGGUCUCUUCAGCUGAGCAUGGCCCAGCCCCAGAGUCCCCUGAGCACAGUCUGGCUCUGUGUUUGCACUAUUCCUCCCUGCAAGAAGCUCCACAUUCCACUCACUCAGAGUGUACCAGACUAAGAGCUGACAUGCUGGUGCCUAGCAAUCAGCUGCUGCUCUUCACUGCUUCUGAGGAGGAGAUCUACAUAGGCAAGCCUGCUGUUCCUGGCCAGCCCCCCGCAGAGGCUGGGGACAGCUGUCCUAGCACAAACCUGGAAGCGGAGGGUCCUGCUGAAUAUUCAGGGCCAACAAAAACAGGCCCUGACUCAAUGGAAUCCACAGCCGUUGUUGCAGAAAGCCUGUCGGUCAGCCUUGGAUUGCUUGAGCCAUCAGGUGCCUUGCUGGAGAACUCUGCUGACCCACCAGCAGCAUCUCUCGAAUGGCAGCAAAUCACAGCCAUGUUACAAGGCUCCUUCGGGAACCUCCAGGCCUCCCAGCUCAAAGUGGGGCCUCUUUGUCCUGCAAGCAUCCAGAUGGUGACAGAAGCACAAAGUGUCCUUGCCAGCCUCAAGGAGAGGGUCUUGGAGUGCGCCUCAGAGGCCACCACAGACUCCUCAGAGGCCAACAAAGCACAAGAGGGGGUGGCCAAAGCUCAGCCUGAACCUGAAAUGCCGACUCUCGAACUCACCACUGGCACAAUCUCUCCUCAGCCCAGCGAGGACCAGGGUGCUCAGCAGCUCUCUGAGGCAGAGAGCAGUUCAGAACAAGCACAACUGGAGAGCAUCUGUGAGAUGCCACUUGCAGCAGAGGGGAUGCCCAGCCCUGUACUACUCACUUCCUCUGUUGGCAGCAGUGAGUCUGCAACCCCUGUGCUAGAGAAACAGGAUCUCUCAGCAGAGGAAGACUCCGGCCUGCAUAGUGAAGGGCCCUUGGAGGAAGAGGCAGUCCAGGCUUCCUCUGGAACUCAUGCCAAAGACCAGGACCAGAGGUCACCAAGCCUGGAGGAGCCUACAGAGCUGGGGAUCUUGCCCAGGGAGGAAGAGCCCAGGGAGAGCCCUGGGGAGGCAGGUGUAGAUGGUGCCAUGCCAGAGGCCAGCCAAGCAGGACACCUGAAGAGUCCACAGCAUCCAGCAGACAAGGGUAAUCAGCAAAGCCAAAUCCCACUGGAAGAUACUGAAAGCAACAGAGAGAAUGAGACACAUCCAACUACAGAAGCAACCAGUCCAUUGAUGCUCUGUUCCUCUCCUUCUCCUGAGCCCUCAGCAGCAUCCCUGGCAAGUGAUUCCCAGCCUCCCAAGUCUUCUCCACCGGAGCUUUGCCCCAUCCCUGUGGCGGCUCCCCUCCAGACAGGUCGGCCUGCCUCUCCUGAAACCGCUGUGGAGGAUUCGCCUUCUCCUGAGCCCUCAGCAGCGUCCCUGGCAAGUGAUUCCCAGCCUCCCGAGUCGUCUCCACCAGAGCCUUGCCCCAUCCCUGUGGCGGCUCCCCUCCAGCCAGGUCGGCCUGCCUCUCCUGAAACCGCUGUGGAGGAUUCGCCUUCUCCUGAGCCCUCAGCAGCGUCCCUGGCAAGUGAUUCCCAGCCUCCCGAGUCUCCUCCACCGGAGCCUUGCCCCAUCACUGUGGCGGCUCCCCUCCAGACAGGUCGGCCUGCCUCUCCUGAAACCGCUGUGGAGGAUUCGCCUUCUCCUGAGCCCUCAGCAGCGUCCCUGGCAAGUGAUUCCCAGCCUCCCGAGUCGUCUCCACCGGAGCCUUGCCCCAUCCCUGUGGCGGCUCCCCUCCAGCCAGGUCGGCCUGCCUCUCCUGAAACCGCUGUGGAGGAUUCGCCUUCUCCUGAGCCCUCAGCAGCGUCCCUGGCAAGUGAUUCCCAGCCUCCCGAGUCUCCUCCACCGGAGCCUUGCCCCAUCACUGUGGCGGCUCCCCUCCAGACAGGUCGGCCUGCCUCUCCUGAAACCGCUGUGGAGGAUUCGCCUUCUCCUGAGCCCUCAGCAGCGUCCCUGGCAAGUGAUUCCCAGCCUCCCGAGUCUCCUCCACCGGAGCCUUGCCCCAUCCCUGUGGCGGCUCCCCUCCAGCCAGGUUGGCCUGCCUCUCCUGAAGCCGCUGUGGAGGAUGCACCUUCCCCUCUUCCUUGCUCUGAACUCAUAGAAGUGCCUCCUGCUUUAUCCUUCCCACCACCAUGCUCGGAGGAUCCUAUCCAAGGCCAAAAAGACACCUCAGGUCUCCCAGCAUCUGAAGUGCUCUCAGUCGCAGAGGUCACCCGUGCUGAAGACCAGCCAUCUCUCCCACUGGAUUCCAGGAAAUACUUGGAAGCUCUGGAGAGCUCUGCAUCCCCAGUCCCAUGCAGAGACCCCUUCCCCAGCAGCAGAGAUUCCCGAGGGAGACCCCAGCUCCCAGGGAACAAAGAUGCCAGAGGGAGGGGUUCUGCAUCCGCAGAAGAGAGGCGAGCCCACCGCGGCUCCAUCCAGUCAGAGUCAAGCUCUUCCAGUGAGAGCGAGCUGCCCUACCGCUGCCCAGAGAUCGAGAGCCUGCAGGAGGCGGCUGGCAUGACACUGCUGGAGGACAAGCCGCCAGUGGGACAGAGAAGCUGUGAAGUUAACCAUAAAGGCUCUUGUAACGAUUCAGAGAGCAACGACGAGUCUAUUCCGGAGCUGGAGGAGCCGGAUGUCUCAGAACCCCGGACAGCUCAGACUCAGGCGCAGCUAACACACUCGCUGAGCACUGGGGAGGAAACCAUCAGCAAAGCCAAGCAGAGCCGGAGUGAGAAGAAAGCCAGAAAGGCCAUGUCCAAGCUGGGGCUGCGUCAGAUUCACGGCGUCACCAGGAUCACGAUCCGGAAGUCCAAGAACAUCCUGUUUGUGAUCACCAAGCCGGACGUGUUCAAGAGCCCAGCUUCCGACAUCUACAUCGUGUUUGGAGAGGCCAAGAUUGAAGACCUGUCGCAGCAGGUGCACAAGGCAGCUGCAGAGAAGUUCAAGGUGCCGAUGGAGCACUCGCCUUUGAUCACAGAAACAGCCCCGGCCCUCACUAUCAAGGAGGAGAGUGAGGAAGAAGAGGAGGUUGAUGAGACCGGCCUGGAGGUGAGAGAUAUCGAGCUGGUGAUGGCCCAGGCCAACGUGUCGCGUCCCAAAGCCGUGCGGGCACUCAGACACAACAACAAUGAUAUCGUCAACGCCAUCAUGGAGCUGACCAUGUAGCUGCUGGCCCGGAUGUGCAAACAGACCCACCCCUCUGUAUAGAUGCACAGUUACUCCUAUACAGUACAGCUGGUAUUAAAUACUCUCUAGAACUGCAAAUAUUCCUACUAGUCUGCAUCUCUAAUGCUGCUCAAUAAAACGGCCUCAUGUAUUCACUUGAAA
Dermochelys coriacea (leatherback sea turtle) is the source of this 8678-nucleotide messenger RNA. RefSeq names its product NAC-alpha domain-containing protein 1-like. Gene Ontology annotation, cellular component: cytoplasm; nascent polypeptide-associated complex. The record is from RefSeq and is a predicted model, not a curated record. Gene Ontology annotation, biological process: protein targeting to membrane. The transcript has 9 exons. Bases 318 to 8516 code for a protein of 2732 amino acids. NCBI's taxonomy places the organism in Eukaryota, Metazoa, Chordata, Testudines, Dermochelyidae.